This is a messenger RNA of Gavia stellata (red-throated loon), 1841 nucleotides long. RefSeq names its product ADP ribosylation factor like GTPase 8B (gene ARL8B). Gene Ontology annotation, molecular function: GTPase activity; GTP binding. Gene Ontology annotation, biological process: protein transport; anterograde axonal transport. The coding region runs from base 31 to 591 and encodes 186 amino acids. Lineage: Eukaryota; Metazoa; Chordata; Aves; Gaviiformes; Gaviidae. Gene Ontology annotation, cellular component: lysosomal membrane. The transcript is spliced from 7 exons. The record is from RefSeq and is a predicted model, not a curated record.
GUGCCCCCGGCCCGCCUGCCCGCCGCCGCCAUGCUGGCGCUGCUCUCCCGGCUGCUGGACUGGUUCCGCUCGCUCUUCUGGAAGGAGGAGAUGGAGCUCACCCUGGUGGGGCUGCAGUACUCGGGCAAGACCACCUUCGUCAACGUCAUCGCGUCAGGUCAAUUCAGUGAAGAUAUGAUUCCUACUGUGGGCUUCAACAUGAGAAAAGUUACGAAGGGUAAUGUUACAAUAAAGAUUUGGGAUAUAGGAGGGCAACCACGAUUCCGAAGCAUGUGGGAGCGAUACUGCAGAGGAGUUAAUGCUAUUGUCUACAUGGUAGAUGCUGCAGAUCGUGAAAAAAUAGAAGCCUCUCGAAAUGAGCUGCACAAUCUUCUAGAUAAGCCACAGUUACAAGGAAUCCCUGUUCUAGUACUUGGAAAUAAGAGAGAUCUUCCUAAUGCUUUGGAUGAGAAACAGCUAAUUGAAAAGAUGAACCUUGCUGCUAUUCAGGACAGAGAAAUCUGCUGCUACUCAAUUUCUUGCAAAGAGAAAGAUAAUAUAGAUAUCACGCUUCAGUGGCUUAUUCAGCAUUCAAAAUCUAGAAGAAGCUGAAGUCUUCCUGGAAUCUCCAGUACCAGUUGGCCAUAUUCUCAAUUGUCCACUUCCCUCCAUAAUGAGAUAUUACCCAAAAAUCCUGUAUCAAGAAUCUGCCUUUCACGGUUCAUUUCUCAUGUGCACUGCUGAAGACUUGUAUUCCUAUUCUGUCACAAAAAAACUAGAGUUGUCAUGAUAAAGUCAGCACAAAUAUUUAUUUUACAACCAUCUGUGGUGGGAGGGUUUUGGGGGGGGCUUUUUAAAAAAAAAAUCUCUCUACCAUGUUAACUAUGAUGGUACACUCUGUUCUGGUUUUUCAGGGCCAGGUUUUUAUAUGAUUUUCAGCAAGUGUUUUAUUUCUAGUGUUUAGUGGCUUGAAGAUGCUGAUGCUUGACAGCAUUAAGAUUCUGUAAGAUGCCACAUACAGUAGUUAGAAAACAUUUAAGCGUGAGUUGUGGGAUACCGAUUUAUCUCACAAAUGCAUGUGAUGUGUGUAUGUAAGCAGAGAAAUGGAAACUGUUUGCAGAGGGGAGCACAAGGCAUAGAUCAGCAUCACUAAUCUACAGCUGAGAUCUUAUCCUGUCACUUGAAAAAGAAAACUCUCAUGAUGAAUUAGAAAAGAGUCAACUGUUUAAAAUCAUUUUGUUGCUUAUGUUUAACAUUUGUGUGGGGGAUGGGAAGGGACUGUUCUGUCAAGCUUUCAAAAAUUGGAGUAUUCCAGCAUGAAAACAAAUUGCUAGGAACAUCAGACUUUGUUCAAAUAAAUUUUUCUAUCUACAGAUACUAGUGGUCUCUAUCUGAAACCAGAACACACAUUCUGAGCAGCUGCAUGACACUUAAAUUACUGAUGUUUUUGUAUAGAGUCAGUUGUUGACCUUUAGCACAGUAUCUAUGUAAUUGUCUAGUGUCUCUCCUGCUCAUGAAAUGGCUGGGCACAGUUUCACCUGGUGCUAUGGCAUAUCUAGGCUAUUGUGACAACUCUAGACCUGCCUGCUUUCUUGAUGUAACCAUGUGCAAAGUCUGUAAGGUGCAAGAUGAAAUGUUCUACUGGGUCAAAGCACAAGAGAGCCAAUGGAUCGAUCCUGUUUCUUGACUAGCUCCUGCCGUAUAGGGAAGUAUGUGUAAACUAAAGAUUGUAAUGUUUUUGUAGCUUUACUUUCUCAAUGACUUCAGUAUAUUUAAAGGGACAGACUUGUUAAGACUGGUUUGUUCAUACAGUAAUGUCAGUGUAGCUUACUAGUGUAUGCAAAUACAUGGUACACCUGCUU